AUUUCUCUAGACUAGAUACAAUUGGAGCAGUUUAUUCAUUUACUGACACCAAGCAGAGAAAAUAGUGUAUGAUGGAAAUGAAAAGUACAUUAGUACGAGGCACAAAGAAAAUCCAAAACACACAUCUGGAUUAGUUCUGACCGAGAGCGGAGAGUUGUGUCAUUUCCCUUUUCACUAUGCCCGCAUGCAGCACCACACUUGUAUCUCAAAAGGAAAGAAUGGACCCAGACCAUGGUGCUCCCUCACUAGGAAUUUUAAUAUUGACAAGAGUUGGUCCUAUUGUGUGGAGGGUCACAAAGUGACAGAUCAUUGUAAGAACAACCCUUGUGAGUCUAGAGGUGUGUGUGAAAACACUUUAAGGGGAUAUCACUGUGAAUGCUAUGAGCCAUACACAGGCAAGAAUUGCAGAAAAGACAAAUGCUAUGAUGAAAAACUGCAAGAGUAUUUCGAACCCAAGGAAAAAUGGCUGAGGUAUACACCCCCCAUUUUGGAAGAAUGCAACUGCCAUGAGCAUAGAAAAGUGUGUAAAAAAACCACUGGGAAACAGUGUGCUCGCAACCCAUGCCUCAAUAGAGGACACUGCAUUCAACACAAAGAUGACAGGGUCUGUGGCUGUGCCCAGGGAUUUUCAGGAAAGCACUGUGAAAUAAAUCAUAAAGAGACUUGCUACAAAGGCAAUGGCACCAGCUACAGGGGCACAGCAAAUGUCACUGUAUCAGGAACAACCUGUUUAAACUGGGAGUCUGACAUCAUAGAACAUGAGGUUUCACGGUACAGCGGAAAGCAUGCAGAGAGAAAUGGCCUAGGACCUCAUUCGUACUGCAGGAACCCAGAUGGUGACACACAACCUUGGUGUUUCACAAUGAAGGAAGAAAGAGUGAGCUGGGACCAUUGUUUACUUCCACCCUGCAACCAGUUACCAGCUAGUACUUUACCCCCACGAACCUCUAAACCCAAGCCUACCACACAGCAUGUGCCAUCUGUCAAUAUCUCUGGUACUCCUGGCACUUCAGAAGCUCCAAAGAAUCUUACACGAAUCAUACCUACAGACUGUGGAAUCACAUUUCGGAAAAGUCCCUCUAUAACUCCACGUAUUGUAGGUGGAUUGGUAGCGCUCCCCGCAUCUCAUCCUUAUAUGGCAGCGAUUUAUAUUGGGGACAGCUUUUGUGGAGGGACUGUUAUCUCCUCCUGCUGGGUUUUAACCGCAGCUCACUGUUUGGAUCGUAGACCAAGUGUGAAGGAUGUCACUGUGGUGCUAGGGCAGAGUCUGUUUAACAUUUCAGACCAGCGGACUGUCAGGUUCCCAGUACAGAAAUAUAUUCUUCAUGAGGCCUAUUCUGAUGAUACAUUUCAGCAUGAUAUAGCUUUAGUAAAAUUACAAGAUGUAAAAGGCGUCUGUGCUCAGUUCUCACAAUUUGUACAACCCGCCUGUUUACCAAAAAACAACAAAAGUGCUUCAGGUGCCCAACACUGUGAAGUGAUUGGUUGGGGCUAUCAGUACCAGGGAGCAGAGCACUAUGCGGUUUUUCUGCAGGAAGCACAUGUGCCUAUUAUCCCUAAUUCAGAGUGUCAGUCUCCUAUUGUCCAUGGCAAUAAGAUUUUACCAGGAAUGAUGUGCGCUGGAUUUCUAGAAGGAGGUGUAGAUGCAUGUCAGGGAGAUUCAGGAGGACCCCUUGUAUGUGAAGUAGAUAACAAAGAAAAUGUAUUUGGCAUUGUAAGCUGGGGAUCUGGAUGUGCGGUGGAGAAUAAGCCUGGUGUAUAUACAGAUGUGUACACUUACAUCAAUUGGAUCUUAGCUAACAUCAGCUGACGGACAUCAUGUGUAUAGGAAUCAGACAAAUAGCAACAUUUUUCAAAAUCCACAAUAGGUUAUUUUAUUUUCAUUAUGUUAAUUUAGUAUAUCCACACAUAGAAAUCUGAUGAAAUGUGGUUUGUGAUGUCUAAUAAACAAGGCAUGACAUGUACAAUGUGAGCGAGGGGGAUUAUAUUAUACAAUUAUUUCUUUAUUACUCAAGAUUAUCUAAAGGCCUAAAAUUACUUAUUCCCUAUAUGAAUUAAAAUGUAUGUGGUUUCCCAGCACCAGUAGAUAUCCUGGGGCUUCGGACUGCUUCAGGCAGCUUGGCAGCACAAGGUGUUGGGCCCAUCAAAAGACCUACUGUUAUAUUAAAUAUGUUCACACUUUAUUACAAAGUAAUAUAUUUUUCUGAUUAAUUCCAAUAUUAUUUGUAUAUAUGUUGUUAAUGUGUUACUGUACCCCUGAGAGUGAGCAGAGAACCCCAUGUG
Hyla sarda is the source of this 2283-nucleotide messenger RNA. RefSeq names its product coagulation factor XII (gene F12). Gene Ontology annotation, molecular function: calcium ion binding; serine-type endopeptidase activity. The record is from RefSeq and is a predicted model, not a curated record. Gene Ontology annotation, biological process: zymogen activation; blood coagulation. The transcript has 14 exons. The coding region runs from base 185 to 1810 and encodes 541 amino acids. NCBI's taxonomy places the organism in Eukaryota, Metazoa, Chordata, Amphibia, Anura, Hylidae. Gene Ontology annotation, cellular component: rough endoplasmic reticulum; extracellular region.